Recurvomyces mirabilis is the source of this 3597-nucleotide messenger RNA. It is a transcript of the gene REV1, whose product is annotated as deoxycytidyl transferase. Gene Ontology annotation, cellular component: nucleus. Gene Ontology annotation, biological process: error-free translesion synthesis; error-prone translesion synthesis. Bases 1 to 3597 code for a protein of 1198 amino acids. Gene Ontology annotation, molecular function: deoxycytidyl transferase activity; DNA-directed DNA polymerase activity; damaged DNA binding. Lineage: Eukaryota; Fungi; Ascomycota; Dothideomycetes; Mycosphaerellales; Teratosphaeriaceae. The record is from RefSeq and is a predicted model, not a curated record. The transcript is spliced from 2 exons.
AUGGGCUCUCGGCUGGAGCAGAAGUCGACUCUGGUCAGGAAGCGAAUCGAGGGACACACCUUCGACGCCGAGGAUGGAGACGAGUAUGAGGGCUCGAAGUUCGGUGGCUUCUCUGAGUACUUCAGGAGGAAGAAGAUCAAACUCCAGAAUCUGGAUGCUCAAGUGAGAGCGCAGUCGACGGACAAGCCGAAGAUAUUCAAGGGUCUGGUAUGCCAUAUAAAUGGCUAUACGCAGCCAAGUCUCAAUGACUUGCAUACCCUGAUUGUUCAAUAUGGCGGUGGCUUCAUACAGUAUCUUGAUGGCAAGACCAUGGUCACGCACAUCAUCGCUUCGAACCUGACGCCCAAGAAGAAGGAGGAGUUUAAGCGGUACCGCAUUGUUAAGCCAGCUUGGGUUGUGGAUAGUAUUGAUGUGGGCAAGCUAUUGCCUUGGGAGAAUUACCGUGUUGUUGACGAAGGCGCGAACCAGAAGGUGUUGGGUUUUGCGAAUGGUACGAUGACAAGCCAAGUCAACCGGAAUACGCAUCGCUACAAAGAGCAGUCUGAUGCGAGCUGGUACACGGGCCAGCUCAAGGCACAAGAUGCUGAGAAGUCGAGUGUCUCAAGCAGGCCUGCUAGCUUCGCGCAGACAGUCACACCUGACGAGGAGAUCGACGAGGAUGAGUAUCCGAUGCCUGAGAUUACGAGCUCGGUCGAGCGUGCACUCGCCGAAGAUGACCUGGACGAUGACGAACCAAUGCUGGAGGCUGUAGAGGCUUCUGCCAACCUACUUGAAGUCAGGACCGAGCUCGAGACGCCACCGCCUUCGAGUCCACCUCCAGCACAGCAUAUUCAAGAUACAGAAGAUGUGAUGGCACAGCAAAACACGGAGAUGACACUUCCCGAGACAUCUGCAUUUCGUCCACGCGAGGGCUCACAGGAGCCCGACUAUUCCAUGGCCGUUGUGCGCGACUCUGAGGCUCUCCGUGCUGUCUCGCCCUCCAGGCUAGCCAGUAUGACUGCUGAAGAGCACAAUGCAUUGUUGCUAUCAGAUCCCAAGAUUCGAAAGUCAACCGUUGUGAACCCAGAGUUUCUCGACCAGUACUAUCGCGAAUCACGACUACAUCAUCUAUCCACAUGGAAAGCCGACCUCAAAGCCCAGCUACAAGCUGUUGCGGCGGAGAAGUCCUCGUCGCAAAAGCAAAAAUUGAAGAAAUUACCUGGUCAACGGCGCUACAUCAUGCAUGUCGACUUUGACUCUUUCUUUGCCGCAGUCUCACUGAAGAACUACCCGCAGCACAAAGACAAGCCUUGUGUGGUGGCACAUGGUAAUGGAUCUGGCUCUGAGAUUGCAAGCUGCAACUACGCAGCACGAGAAUUUGGUGUGAAGAACGGAAUGUGGAUGAAGCGUGCUCAGGAACUCUGUCCAGAGAUCAAAAUCCUGCCGUAUGACUUUCCAGCAUAUGAAGCAGCGAGCCGGAAAUUCUACGAAGCCAUCCUUGCCACGGAGGGGGUCGUGCAGAGCGUCAGUAUCGACGAAGCACUAGUCGAUAUCAGUGCUUUGUGCUUCGCAGAAAGUGGUACGGACGGUGUUCAGCGGCACGAAGGCGGUGUGUUUCGUGAGCAACGCAAGGCCGACGAGAUCGCUCAGAACAUGCGCGAUGAGGUUUUGGCCAAGACUGGGUGCAAUGUCUCUGUGGGUAUUGGCGGCAACAUACUGCAAGCGAAGCUAGCGUUACGCAAGGCAAAGCCCGCUGGUCAGCACCAACUUCGACCAGAGGAGGUCUUGGACUUCAUCGGUAUUCUAGAAGUAGAGAAGCUGCCGGGCGUAGCUUGGAGCACCAGCAGCAAGCUUGAAGAGAUUGGUGUGAAGCUCGUAAAGGAUAUCCGAGAACAGACCAAAGAACGACUUAUCAACACUCUAGGUCCGAAGACCGGCGAGAAACUGUGGGAAUACUCUCGCGGCAUCGAUCGCGUGGAAGUCGGCGAGCAGGUUGUGCGCAAAUCCGUUUCAGCUGAAGUCAACUGGGGUGUACGCUUCGAAAACCAUGAACAGGUUGACGAAUUCCUCCAAGGUCUAUGCGGCGAGCUUACCAAGCGUCUUCUCAAAGAAGGCGUGAAAGGUCGCCAGCUCAAUCUCAAGGUCAUGCGCCGUGCUGCUGAUGCUCCACGCGACCCGCCAAAGCAUCUCGGGCAUGGCAAGUGCGAUACUCAUAACAAGGGUAUACAGCUUGGCGUUGCCACGAACGAUACGGCUGUCAUCACGAAAGAGGUCAUCACAAUGAUGAGAAGCUUGAAUAUAUCUCCGGGUGAGCUGCGAGGCAUUGGCGUGCAAAUGCAAAAGCUCGAUCCAAUCAGGGCAGGAAUGCAAGACCCGGGUAGUCAAAGAAGAUUGCAAUUCAAGACUGGUCAGGCUAUCAAGCCACUACACGAAAGGCAGAUCUCAGAAGCAAAGUCGGCCGGUGAUCCCAUACAAGAUGAUAUUAAGACGCCCGAGAAGCAAAGGAGAGUCGACUUUGGUAAGCCGAGUUUGCCAGUCCAAGUUGUCGAUCCUGGCACGCCGACUAAGAGGAUGCUUAACACGCUUGGCACCCAGUUCGUGUUGCCAACGCAGGUCGAUCCUGCGGUCCUAGCUGAGCUACCAGAGGACAUUCGGGCCAAGCUCGCACGCCACCUCACGUCGAACGAGCUAGAGAAGGGUUUCGAGAACGUCAGAAGUGAAGAGGAAGAUACGAGGCCUGCAAGAAGUCUCGGCUUCGUUGCCACUGCCUUACCGAACCAGUCUCAGCUUGACCCUUCGAUUCUGGAUUCCUUGCCAGAGGACGUGCGCAACGAAGUCUUGGGGUUCUACAAGUCCCCAGGCGGUCGCAAGCGUGGUGAACAAGCCCUCCUACCACAGUCGCCACGGAAGAAUCGAACCCUACAGACCACAAAGCAGCCGGUCAAGCGUAAGCGUGGCGGAGGGCUUUUCGCUGGUCGUGCGCGUAGCAACUUGCACAACAGCGACAUUUCUACGCUGACGCAGGCCAAUUUCGUCGCACGCCCCAUGAGUAAGCACUUACAUGACGACGCUGGCACAACAACAGAAGACAACACAGAAGGCGAGGCUGACGAAGUCGACCCCGAAUUCCUUGCGGCCCUGCCAGAAGACAUGAGGCAGGAAGUCCUCGCUCAGCAGCGUAAUGCUCGCCUAGCCCGUACGGGUGGUAUUGACCUGUCAUUGCAUCAGCGAUCUAAGGCAAAGCAGAAAAAGAAGCUGUUUGAUGAGGAAGGGCCAUUGGAUCGCCUACUGCAGUUACCACCUCGACCCGACAAGCCAACCUUCACCACAGGAAAGCUUAGUGAGCUUGCUGAUCUGCGAGGAGCGGUGAAGGCCUGGUACGAGGAGUUCUCCGACGAAGGUCCCUAUGACGAAGAUGUAAAGGCUCUGAGUAGAUAUCUCCACGAUGUCGUGGUCGAUGAGCGAGACAUCAGCAAGGCCGUGGCUGUUGUGAAAUACAUGGUUUGUCUGCUGGACGAGCACGGGCAGACCACGCAGACGGUUCAGAAAGCAUGGGAGACAGCUCUUGACCACAUCAAGGAAGACGUUCAAACUGCUUGUCAUGAGCGAGGAAUGUAA